Pleurotus ostreatus (oyster mushroom) is the source of this 1557-nucleotide messenger RNA. RefSeq lists its product as uncharacterized. Gene Ontology annotation, cellular component: membrane. Gene Ontology annotation, biological process: amino acid transmembrane transport. The coding region runs from base 1 to 1557 and encodes 518 amino acids. NCBI's taxonomy places the organism in Eukaryota, Fungi, Basidiomycota, Agaricomycetes, Agaricales, Pleurotaceae. Gene Ontology annotation, molecular function: L-amino acid transmembrane transporter activity. The transcript has 9 exons. The record is from RefSeq and is a predicted model, not a curated record.
AUGGGAAAAUCAUUGAAAGAUAUCGACGACUCUGAUGACCGUCACGACACCGCGUUCGACCGCCAAGUGAGCAAUGAAGAAGCACCAGAUACUGUCGAUUACCAUCAGCGAACAGUAGGACUGUGGUCUGCGGUAUUCCUGAUUUUCAACCGAAUCAUUGGCACUGGUAUCUUCGCCACGCCAAGUACUAUCCUUGCCCUGAGCGGAAGUGGCGGGCUUACAUUGUUUAUGUGGGUUAUUGGGGCUAUUAUUGCGUUCACGGGAACAUAUGUAUACAUCUCAUGGGGUCUGGCCAUACCUAAAAAUGCCGGAGAGAAAAACUACUUGGAGUACCUAUUCCAACGUCCCAAAUAUUUCAUUACGUCAGUGUACAGUUCAUAUGCUAUACUUAUGGCUUGGGCUGCUGGGAACUCCCUCGUCUUCGGAGAAUACAUUUUGCGAGCCGCCAAUGUCGCUCCCGGGAGGUGGACCCUUCGCCUCGUAGGAUUCGCGUGCAUAACCUUCGCUUUCCUUGUGCACGGCACAACACUCAAGUGGGGCCUUCGGCUUCAGAAUGUUCUUGGCAGCUUGAAGAUUUUCAUCUUGGUCUUCAUCAUCGUUUCGGGCUGGGUGGCGCUAGGAGGGCAUCUGAAGGUUGAGAAACCACACAAUUUCAACUUCUCUGGUACAACUUCAAGUGCCUCCUCUUUCUGUUUGAGUCUCUACAAUGUUAUCUGGUCGUAUAUUGGGUUCAGCAACGUCAAUUAUGCUCUCAGCGAGUUGAAGAAUCCUCGACGAAAUCUUAGGAUAGCAGGGCCGCUUGCAGUUGGCAUUGUCACUGUGCUCUACAUGUUAGCAAACAUCGCUUACCUCGCUAGUGCUUCCAAAGAGGAGAUCACUGGCUCGGGUCGCCUUGUCGCAGCCCUGCUAUUUAGAAACGUUUAUGGCCCUCGUGCUGAACGAGCUCUCAAUGUUUUCGUCGCUCUCUCAGCUUUGGGCAACGUUCUCUCUGUGAUAUUCUCCCAAGGACGAGUCAACCAAGCAAUUGGUAAUGAAGGGGUCCUUCCUUUCAGCAAGCUAUGGGGGUCGAAUAGGCCCUUUAAUGCACCUUUAGCUGGGUUGUUCCUCCAUUGGGCUAUCUGCCUCAUUGUUAUCUUUGCCCUCCCUCCAGGUGACGCUUACAACUUCGUUAUCAACGUCAUUUCGUAUCCUUUGUCCGUAAUCAACGCCGUCAUAUCCAUUGGCUUGUUGUACCUCUCUCUCCGCCCACGAGACGAUUGGCCCAAGGUCGAUUCGUGGACAUUGGUUGCAGCUGCAUUCUUUGGCGCUGCAAAUAUAUUCUUGGUCAUCGUGCCAUUCAUACCGCCUCCCCCAGGCGCAGAACCAUACAUCGAGCUACCUUACUGGACGCAUGCCGUAGCAGGAUGGGCCGUCUUCGCCGUGGGCGGCCUAUACUGGGUACUAUGGAGUGUCAUUCUGCCGAAGAUAGGGCGCUAUACUCUCGAGCGAGAGGCCUCGGUUGGGAAGGAUGGAUUGCUGCGACACACAUUUGUACGGAAACCUCUCAAGCAACUAUAG